This is a messenger RNA of Puccinia graminis f. sp. tritici CRL 75-36-700-3, 551 nucleotides long. RefSeq lists its product as uncharacterized. The coding region runs from base 94 to 471 and encodes 125 amino acids. The transcript is spliced from 2 exons. The record is from RefSeq and is a predicted model, not a curated record. Lineage: Eukaryota; Fungi; Basidiomycota; Pucciniomycetes; Pucciniales; Pucciniaceae.
UUCCUUGUAUCCAACCAACUAUAUAUCUCCAACACCCUCGAGCCCAAUUCUUCCAAGCACUUCUCGCCACAGACCAUCCAAGCCGCGCCCAACAUGCAAUCUGUCCUUGUAGCUGCUAGCCUCCUCUGUCUCUCUCUCCUCCAGGGUGGCCUUGCCGCUCCUACUCCUCUUCCGACCGACCAAGAAUUCUCGAAACAAGCCGAGCCAAACGUGUCUUUAGACAAACGUCAACUAAUGAGCUAUCCCGGUUUUGCCAAUACUUUUUACAAUCCUUACUUUGGUAAUCGGUUUUACUCUGGCAGUUCUUCCGGGUUCAAUUCGCAAAGCUACUCGGAUUCCGUUUCCACCUAUUCGCCUUGGGGAUCCUAUAAUUACCUCAGUCGAGGAAAUCAGAUGAAUUCCUAUUCGAACAACUUCAGUGGCCUCUAUGCGAAGGACGCCGAUCACACCAAGCCCACCAACGCUUCGUAAUCGAUUAUAUCUUCACCACUAGCAUUCUUAUAUAGUUCCACUUCUCAAGUCUAAUCUACCUCCACUCAAUGAUCAAUUAA